AUGUCUGUGGAUAUAUUAGAUAGAGGUGAUGAGAUACAAGGCUUGGUGCAUGAUGCUUUUGGAGUUCUUCCUACUAGUGACUUUAUUAAUAUGGACACUCGUGAUGAUAUUUUUGGUGGGUCAAAUCAACAUAAUGUGGGAUUUGAUAAGAAAACUGAAAAGUUUUUUAACUUAUUGAAAGAAGCUGAGCGUGAAUUAUAUCCUGGAAGCAAAUAUUCACUUCUUUCUUUUCUUGUUCGUCUAUUACAUUUAAAGUGUCUCAAUGGGUGGAGUAACAAUUCAUUUUCCAUGUUGUUAGAGUUGUUAAAAGAUGUGUUUCCUGAAGGUGAAAUAUUACCUAAGUCAUUUAAUGAUGCAAAAAGAAUUAUUAAAAAUUUAGGACUCGAAUACAAAAAAAUACAUGCGUGUCUAAAUGAUUGUAUGAUCUAUUGGAGUGAGACAAAAGAUCGAACUGAUUGUAAGUUUUGCAAAGCUCCAAGAUACAAACAAUUUGUAGGUGAAUCUGGUAGUUUGGAAACCUCAAAAAUUCCAGCAAAGGUGUUUAGAUACUUCCCAUUGAUACCGAGGCUUCAAAGAUUAUUCAUGUCAUCUAAAACAUCUACUGAUAUGAGAUGGCAUGCAGAAGGUCACACUAAAGACGGGGUAAUGCGGCAUCCUGCUGAUAGUAUUGCUUGGAGAAAAUUUGAUGAAUUGCAUCAAGAUUUUUCUCAAGAUCCUCAAAAUGUUAGACUUGGAUUGUCUUCAGAUGGAUUUAAUCCAUUCAAGUCUAUGUCUAUCUCACAUAGCACAUGGCCAGUUGUCUUGGUUCCAUAUAACUUGCCACCUUGGUUGUGCAUGAAGCAACCAUACAUGAUAUUAUCAAUGAUUAUUGAUGGCCCUCAUGCACCAGGCAACGAUAUUGAUGUCCAUCUACGACCGUUAAUUGAUGAGUUAAAAGAAUUGUGGGUUGGUGUUGACACUUAUGAUGCGUCAAAGAAUCAUAUGUUUCAAAUGCGUGCUUCAUUGCUUUGGACAGUCAGUGAUUUUCUAGCACUAGGUAACUUAUCAGGAUAUGGUGUGAAAACUAGAUAUGCUUGUCCAUGUUGUCUGACCAAGACUAAAUUUCUGAGAUUGAAAUAUGGGCGAAAAUAUUGCUUCAUGUCGCACAGGCGUUGGUUACCCCAUGGGCACAAGUUUCGAAAAGAUAAAGUUUCGUUUAAUGGUUUUAAGGAGUUAGAGGCAGCAUCUAAAUAUUUGUCAGGUAUUGAAGUUCUUAAGCAAUUGAAAGGUAUUAAAAAUAAAUUCGGAAAACAUCUAUCGGCCAAAUCCAAGAAAAGAAAAUGGAAGAAUUCUGAUGAUGUUGACGAUGCCAUGUUGCAAUAUUUAUGGAAGAAAAAGAGCAUAUUUUUUGAGUUAGACUACUGGAAAGACAAUAUGAUUCGUCAUAAUCUUGACACAAUGCAUAUUGAAAAGAAUAUGUUUGACAAUAUAUUCUGGACAUUACUAAAUGUUGACAGAAAAGGAAAAGACAAUCUGAAUUCUCGUUUGGAUUUACAAGAGAUGAGGAUUCGAAAGGCUUUGCACCCUAAAAAAAGAGCUAAUGGCAAAUACUAUCUACUUCCGGCAUGUUUCACUUUGAGCAAUGUACAAAAAGAUAUGCUCUUACAAGUUUUAAGAGAUGUGCAAGUACCAGAUGGAUAUGCUUCAAUAUCCAUCAAAUUUAUCACAUUGUGUUGA
This is a messenger RNA of Nicotiana tabacum (common tobacco), 1716 nucleotides long. The record is from RefSeq and is a predicted model, not a curated record. NCBI's taxonomy places the organism in Eukaryota, Viridiplantae, Streptophyta, Magnoliopsida, Solanales, Solanaceae.